AUGGCUCCGACUCAAGGCCGACUGGCCAAGUAUAACGUGGCCAACAGGCUCUACAAGGGCUCUCUGCUCGGCACCGUCUGCAUCGUGGCCGGCAUCUCCAUCUUCUUCUUCGGCUAUGACCAGGGCCUCAUGGGCGGCGUCAACACGACGCGCGACUAUGCCGAGCGCAUGGGCUUUGGCCACUGGGAUGAAGAGCAGAGAAUUGUGGUUGUCGACAAGCCGUUGCUGCAGGGAGGAAUCGUAGCCGUCUACUACCUCCCCGGCACUCUCGUGGGCUGUCUGGUAGGCGGCUGGUUUGGAGACCGCUACGGUCGCAUCAUGACAAUUGGCCUGGCAUGUCUCUGGUGCAUCUUCACCGCCGCGCUGCAGUCGGCAGCCAUGAACGCGCCCUGGAUGUUCUGCGCCCGUGUUCUCAAUGGCUUCGGCACGGGCGUGCUCAACGCCAUCACGCCCGUGUGGGCAACCGAGACAGCGGCCCACACCUCACGGGGUCAGUUUGUCGCCAUCGAGUUCACCCUCAACAUCUUUGGCGUCGUCGUGGCCUACUGGCUGGAGUUCGGCACUUCCAAAUACUAUGAUCCUCAAUCUUCAUUCAUCUGGAGAUUCCCAGUGGCCUUUCAGAUAGUUCCUCUCAUAUUCCUCUUCAUCAUUGUUUGGCUUAUGCCCGAGUCGCCCCGCUGGCUCGUCAAGGUAGGCCGAGAGGACGAGGCCCGCUUCAUCCUGGGCCGUCUCCGUGGCGAGCAAGGGGAAGACGGCGUCAAGGCCGAGGCCGAAUUUCAAGACAUUGUCAACAUUCGCAAUCUCGAGCAAGAGACGGCCCAACAGCAAAGCUAUCUCCACAUGCUGUUCGGAAUAGGGUCCGGCAAGCUACACACGGGGCGCCGUGUGCAACUCGUAAUCUGGCUCCAGAUUCUGCAGGAAUGGAUUGGCAUCGCGGGCAUCACCAUCUAUGGCCCGGAAAUCUUCUCCAUUGCUGGCAUUAGCUCCGAGAACCGGCUCUGGGUCAGCGGCGUCAACAACAUCACGUACAUGUUUGCGACACUGAUCUGUGUCUUUACAAUUGAUCGCAUCGGACGCCGCUGGACCCUGUACUGGGGCGCCAUCGGACAAGGCAUCUGCAUGUUUGCAGCCGGCGGCCUGGCGAGAGCGACCAUCAACGCAGGUGACUCGAGUUCUCGAGAUCGCAUCGGAGGCGCAGCCACGUUCUUUGUCUUUUUGUAUACAGCCAUAUUUGGUGCGACAUGGCUCACGGUUCCAUGGCUCUACGCCGCAGAGAUUUAUCCUCUUCAAGUUCGCGCCAAGGGGAACGCUUGGGGCGUAGUCGGCUGGUCGAUCGGGAACGGGUGGACGGUCUUGCUCUUGCCCACCAUUUUUGGCCGGCUUCACGAAAAGACGCUCUAUAUCUUCGGCGGCGUCAACAUCCUCUGCGUCUUUGUGGUCUGGGCUCUAUACCCCGAGUCGAACCAACGAACCUUGGAGGAGAUGAAUCUUGUGUUUGCCAGUGACAGCAUAUGGACGUGGGACGCCGAACGAAACUUUGCCAAGCUCAAGAACGAGAACCCUCAGCUGGUCCAGGCGGCCAAGUCGGGUCAUGGUGUCGUUGGCCCCGAAUAUGCUAUUUCGGGAUCUCGCAAGGGAAGUCUCGCCUUGCGUGGAAGUCAGCAUGUUGCUACGGAAGAGGAGAUAGCCAGCAACAAGGGAGAUAAACAGGGAACGGAAAAGUCGAGUGUGUCUCAUAUUUGA
Molecule: messenger RNA, 1743 nt
Organism: Hirsutella rhossiliensis
Lineage: Eukaryota; Fungi; Ascomycota; Sordariomycetes; Hypocreales; Ophiocordycipitaceae
Product: sugar transporter domain-containing protein
Exons: 6
Coding region: 1-1743 (580 amino acids)
Biological process (GO): carbohydrate transport; transmembrane transport
Cellular component (GO): membrane
Molecular function (GO): carbohydrate:proton symporter activity
Source: RefSeq, a predicted model, not a curated record